Molecule: messenger RNA, 495 nt
Organism: Elephantulus edwardii (Cape elephant shrew)
Lineage: Eukaryota; Metazoa; Chordata; Mammalia; Macroscelidea; Macroscelididae
Gene: NPPA
Product: natriuretic peptide A
Exons: 2
Coding region: 1-495 (164 amino acids)
Biological process (GO): negative regulation of systemic arterial blood pressure; cGMP biosynthetic process; neuropeptide signaling pathway
Cellular component (GO): nucleus; extracellular region; cytoplasm
Molecular function (GO): hormone activity; hormone receptor binding
Source: RefSeq, a predicted model, not a curated record
AUGGGCUCCUUCUCCACCAUCACUAUGGGCUUCCUCCUCUUCCUGACAUCUCAGCUUCCAGGUCAAGCCAGGGCGAACCCUGUGUACACCUCCGUGUCCAAUGCAGACCUGAUGGAUUUCAAGAAUCUACUGGACCGUUUGGAGGACAAGAUGCCUUUAGAAGAUGAGGUCGUGCCCCCGCAGGUGCUAAGUGAGCAGAAUGAAGAGGCUGAGGUGGCUCUCAGCCCUUUCCCUGAGGGGUCUCCCUGGACCAGGGAGGCCAGCUCAGCCCAGCAAGAUGCAGGUGCCCUUGGGAGGGGCUCCUGGGACUCCUCUGAAAGAUCUGCUCUCCUGAAAAACAAGCUUCGAGCACUCCUUGCUGCUCCUCGGAGCCUGCGGAGGUCCAGCUGCUUCGGGGGAAGGAUGGACAGGAUCGGAACCCAGAGUGGCCUCGGGUGCAACAGUUUCCGGGUAAGAAGGGUGGGAGUAGAAAUGGGAGGGGGAGAAAUGAAAUGA